AAUAAUUCUCUUUAACGCUGUAUGUACGUACACGUAUUUGCUACGUUAAGAGGUUCAUAGAACGUAGAGAGUACCUGCUCUGUAAUCUUGAGAUACGUACGGCACUUACAAAAUGAUUACAGUAUCAAAUCGAUUUUCGAGCGUCGUGUCAGUUCAAUUAAUACGGUAACAUGCAACUAUUUACCGAAAACUAAUAAUUCCGGUACCAGAACUGCGACCACGACGGGUUUAUAGUUGUUCGUAUGGCACAUCAAACUUUACUUAGGUAAUUCUAUUCCCAAAAUAUACCGAUCGAUCUGGUGAAUAUGACGCGAUGAUUCGAAAGACGCUAUGGAUCCCAUUACCCGGACCUACAACGCACAAUAUGCCAACAAACGGUUCCUGGCUCCAGAAACGCUAUUCCGCGAAGACCUAAGCCGGAUCACUGCCUCGCGAUUGUUACCACAUUGGACGACCGCUGAUAGCGAUGAGGGUAACAUCGAGCGGCCGCUCACGACGGUCCCGCAGAAUUCACGGCAUCAAGUGUUUGAUAAGUACCGCACGCCCGGACUAGAUUACACUCGAAACACCCAUAGAAAGCGUCCAAAGCCAGAAAAGCCAGAAAAGCCAGUACGUCCAAAACCAGAAAAGCCAGUACGUCCAAAGCCAGAAAGAAAGCAGCGUUCAUCACGUAGAAGGAGUGCGUGUGAUGUGGCACGGUACUGGUCGAGGAACAACUUCCGCUGCAUUGAAGAAUAUCUCCAGAAGACCGCGACGCCGCGAACAGCGAGAUGUUUCAAAACUUCGCGUUCUCUCAGGCAUCAGGGUGAUGCACCGCUGCGGUUGGGCGGUAUCAGAAGAAAAACAUGGAAAUGGCGGAUCCGUCCAGUAACGUCAGUUUCUCAUCUGCAACUUUGGGGACGUCGCAUCCGUAUCGCGGCGCGCGGAAACCGGCGCGAUUCGAUCUACCUUCGAUAUAAGUCGUUGUGCAGCCGGGAAAGCGCAAAUGAAUGCGCCCGACAAAGAAGUCCUUUCCCUUCUGUCGGUGACACGGUUCCCUAUUUCGAGCAGCGCUCACCGUCCACCAGCGACAUUAUCCGUUACUUGCUGGAAUCCCAUCCGGGCUUUCAAUCGCCGGAUGGUUUCCGUCCCGCAACACCGACAAUCACCGUCGGCGGUGAGAAACAUGAAGUGAACAACAGUUUCAUCCAAAAAGUGAACGAGGUCCUGGAGGAUGAGCGGUUCGCCCGGCACACGUCGACAUCCGACUUGAAAGCGCUGACUGCCACCAAAGUGAUUGUACACGCUUGGGAAAACGAUGGUUUGAUCGACAGUCUGAAAUUAUUGGAACACGAUCCGCAGGCUGUAUUAGGCGGAUCUUUGGAGGAAAUCCAACUGGACCGCAUGGAACCAAGCCCUAAUACCCAGCGAAAAUCCAGCGCCCGGGAAGUAACUGAGAUAAAGAAGAUUCAAGGAAACCGAACUUCGGAAAUUUCAAGCGCAACUGAUUUAUGUGAAUCGCGUUUUUCGUCUCCACAACAACCGCCCGCGGCAGUGGUUACCAAUGUUGUACCGAACGGCCAUCAUCCCGAAGAGACCGAACCUUUUCAGCCACCGGAACCACUUGCAAAUAAUACCGGUUACGAAACCCGAAUGUCAGUGAACGAGAAAAAGGAAAGCUCUCGUUUAAGUAGACAGCCAACGGUACCACGUAUUUCGCUCAAUACCCGGGAAAAGACGGUAACGAUGUAUCUGGAGGAGAGCAACAACGAUGAACCUGGUGCAUUUCCGGGACCACGAUUAACCGUUACUUCGCCACAUGGUGCCGACAUUGCGGAGCGUCGUUUGUCCGUAAAGAAGGCGUUAAAAGAAGAACAGCGUCGGCAACGCGUGGCGAGUAUUGCGGCCACCAUGGCUUUUAAUGAGGAUUUUGUGGAAGUGGUACACCGACGCACCUUGGUCAACGCCCGCAAACAAACCGCCGAUCAAGCCAGCAUGAGUCGAAAAAGAGACAGAAUCGAAAAGCGAAGUGUUGCCGCUAAGAAGAACCUCGUUAAGAACCGUCGUAGUACGGAUACCCCAAAAGCAGAUACUGGCGCGUUACCUUUACGUAACUCAUUAAUCAGUGGCAAAGAAAUAAAAAAACAACGCCCUGAUUUUCUUCAAGAAGCGAUACCGGACCUUUUUAAUAAAAAUCCACGAAGUGACGAGCGGCCGAUGGAGAUACUAGAAACCGAUACGAAAGGUCAUCCUACCGAGUCAACGGAUAUCGAUUCACCAGUAACUGGCGUUAUUCCUGCUAAUGUCAUUCAGAGAACCCGCAAACAAUCAGCAUACUAUCACGAACUCCGUCGGCGACUGUCGACCGCACGGAGCAGCGACCUCGGAUGCCGCAGCAAUCUCCCCCGGCGCCGGCGGUCCCUGUCCCCGGCGUGGGCCAACCAGUCAGUGGACGUGCGGCAAAAAUAUCGCUUCAUCUUGCAAAAAAUGACUGACCGUCAAAUUCACGAAGGGAACUGGGUGGCGGCAUACACCGCAGUCCAGAAGAGUCUGGAGUACUUCCCACAUUCAGCAGCGGCGUAUCUGCGUCGAGCCGAACUGGUCGAUACUACGUGUCCGUCAGUCGCCGCUAAGGAUUUCGGUCUCGCCACUACUUUGAAUGUACUAGACCAACGGAACAUUGGAAUGGCACUGCGGCAACGUGGGUUACUGUAUUUGGCAUCUGGAUGGCAACAGAUGGGUCUGCGCGAUAUUAAGAGUACAGUGGCGUAUUUUGGACAUUGUCCGCAAAGUGCGUUGGCUUUAGCCGUUCACUAUCAUGCACAGAAAGAGUACUUCCGUUCGGAAGCAUAUUUCGUCCUGGCUCUUAGCCUUAUACCGGGAACCAGCGAAACGGUGUGGCUGCGCUAUCGGAUAAUGCGCGCCCUGGCGAUGCUGCUGUAUCGAGCAAAAAAGUUCGCACUAGCACAGAAUGUGUGGACGGAAGCGUCCAUGCUGCUUGGAUAUCCCGAUUCCUUGUUCUACGUCUUUCUCGCAUUAUGUUGGAGAAAACUGGGAAAGCGUGAAGACGGUGCCUUAUAUUUACGGUCAUACAUUUCAUGCCUCGAAACAGAGAAAUCCCAACAAAAUCGAAUACGUCGGGUGUGCGUGCAGUUGCUACUGGGCGAUAUCGAUCAGGCGCUUUGCGAGCUGCAAAGCUGUCACCCCAUGGAACUGGUUAGCGAUCCGAAGCUUCUGGUCAUCGCAACCCGGAUAUUCUGGAGCAGGGGGAACUUUUCCUCAUCCCGCAAUUGUCUCCAACAAGCUUCGAAAUCAACGGUGGCACAAAAUAUUCUCAUGCAUGUACGUCAGCGACGCUAUCAGUCAGCGUACGAAAUGUGCACGAUCGGCCGGGAAAAAUGGGAUGGAGACUUCCGAUUCACCGCAUGGUUAGCAUUUAUCAAGUACGAAUGCGGAUUCGACUGGGAGCAGAAGCCUCUGCCGAUUACCUUGAUCCAGCAGUGUAUCAAAUCUGAUCCAAAUAACUGUAUGUUGUGGUACGCGUGGGCGCGCUGCGUAUUCUAUCAGCGCAAGAACCACAAGAAGGCUGUGGUGUAUCUGACGGCCGCUAUUAAAUUGGCACCGACGUUCUACGAAGCGCGCUUUUUUCGAGCCUGCAUCAGAGCGAAACUCGGAGCAGCAUCCAGUGCACUGAACGACUUUCAAAAAUGCUGCGAAGUCUACCCGAAGAGCGGUUUAUGCUGGGCGGCCAUCGGCUACUGCUACCUGCUUUUACACCAAAAUAAGCCGGCGCUGACAGCGUUUUUGAAAACGUCUGCACUGCCAUGGGCUACCCGACUAAAUUGGUUGUUGUGCAUUCGGGGAUGGACGUUCUGGAAGUUUGGCAUGAAUAACCGCGCGGUCAACGAUUUUAUCAUUUUAGCACGACAGUUUCCCAACAAUGUAUACCUGACCAAAUGCCUGGUUUUGACGACUUUGCGAGCGAAUGGACCGCAGUGCGCUGCCGCUGUGAUACAUCAGCGCGGUGUGCGACUGGAAUUGCAUCCGACGCUCUGGAUGAUCUUUGCGUUAUCCGGAUUUCAUCGUUCACAUCCGGCAACGUAUGACCGGGCGCUAAUUAUCCUGCAACAAAUCAUCCACAUGUAUCCACAACACUACCUGGCGCGCUUUAACUCCGGUGUGGUGUUCUACUGGAAAGAACGUUUUGCGCAAGCCGCACUGAUUUUCGAUAUGUUGCACAGCUUUGGAAAAGCAGAUCUUCCGUGCCGCAAUGCCACCUACGGAGCCCUGGGUACCUCCUUGUUUUUGGCGUCCGAACAUUCCAGUUCCUUUAGCAUACUUCAAGCAGCCGCCAACAGCCAGUACAUGGAUGAAUACUUCUACAUCUUUUACGGAUAUUUCAAAAUGGUGAUGAAGUUGCCAACCGACGCCGAGCACGCUUUUCGCAAAGCCUGCCAUGUCGCCACAUCCAAGGCCGAAACGCAGUUUCUUAUUGGCGGACUGAAUAUGCUGCUGAAUUACACCGGAAAGGCGAUCCCGUAUUACACGGCGCUUAUUAAGGGGACAGACGAGCGAUACCGGAAUCUGGCGUAUAUGAACCGAUGUCUUGCUUAUAAACAACUCGAAAUUGUACAAGGAAGCGCUAGCGGAUAUCGGUAA
Messenger RNA from Paramacrobiotus metropolitanus, 4638 nucleotides. RefSeq lists its product as uncharacterized. The transcript is spliced from 23 exons. Bases 331 to 4638 code for a protein of 1435 amino acids. Gene Ontology annotation, molecular function: protein binding. The record is from RefSeq and is a predicted model, not a curated record. NCBI's taxonomy places the organism in Eukaryota, Metazoa, Tardigrada, Eutardigrada, Parachela, Macrobiotidae.